This is a messenger RNA of Bactrocera tryoni, 430 nucleotides long. RefSeq lists its product as uncharacterized. The transcript has 2 exons. NCBI's taxonomy places the organism in Eukaryota, Metazoa, Arthropoda, Insecta, Diptera, Tephritidae. Gene Ontology annotation, biological process: defense response. The record is from RefSeq and is a predicted model, not a curated record. The coding region runs from base 3 to 209 and encodes 68 amino acids.
AAAUGCAUUGCUUUCACGUGUUUGCUCAAGUUAUGUUACUUUUAUUUGUGUUCGACGCGAAUGCUUUACAAUUUGAAGUUAAUACUCUGACUUUCAAGGGCGUUUGUGAGCAGAAGGGUGGAGAUUGGUGCAGCUUAAAAUGCCAAAUAGCAGGUGGGCGCGAUGGUUAUUGCAACAAAGCAAAAAUCUGUAAUUGCCGGCAAAUGUAAGCUGAAUGCUCCAUUGAAUUGGAAAUACUUAUAAAUAUAUGCAGAUGCCUUGGGCGUAUGUAUGAAAACUAUCUCUAAAUAAAGACGACAUCUUUUGCUUAUGAGUAUUGUCAUUUCCACUAACGAUUUUUGGGAAAAAAAAUUAAAGUACAUAAUAUUAAUAAAAACGCACGUACCCUUCUCGGCAUAAAGCGGAAGCUUCGAAUUUUUGGGCGCAAAAA